Molecule: messenger RNA, 406 nt
Organism: Anopheles maculipalpis
Lineage: Eukaryota; Metazoa; Arthropoda; Insecta; Diptera; Culicidae
Product: ATPase inhibitor mai-2, mitochondrial-like
Exons: 3
Coding region: 52-369 (105 amino acids)
Biological process (GO): negative regulation of ATP-dependent activity
Cellular component (GO): mitochondrion
Molecular function (GO): ATPase inhibitor activity
Source: RefSeq, a predicted model, not a curated record
UGGAAGGUCAUUUUCGUUGUUUGAAAACUUGCCCAAAAGUGCUACUUUAAAAUGCAAUCUCUCCGUAAAACUACAGCCUGGAUGAUUCCCAGCGGCAUGAGAAUCGCUCGCAUGAGUGCCGGUGAGAUGGGUAGUGGUGCCGGUAAGGGAGGCGGUGGCGGUGGAUCGAUCCGUGAAGCCGGCGGUUCCUUCGGUAAAAUGGAGGUUGCUCAUGAGGAAGAGUAUUUCUACAAACAGCGCCAGGAACAGCUCGCUAAACUGAAAAAGCAAGCCAUUAAUCAGGAAGAUUUCCACUCGGAAUCGAUCAAACACCACGAAGAAGCCAUCGCACGGCAUAAGAAAGCGAUCGAACAGCUGAAGAAAAACUAAAGAAACGAUCUCGCUCUUGAUCAGCAGCGAGAAUCCG